Messenger RNA from Malus domestica (apple), 640 nucleotides. RefSeq names its product B3 domain-containing transcription factor VAL3-like. Lineage: Eukaryota; Viridiplantae; Streptophyta; Magnoliopsida; Rosales; Rosaceae. The record is from RefSeq and is a predicted model, not a curated record.
UUUCCAGCAAUAAGAGAAAAUAGAGGCUCCCCAUUGCAAUGCGGGAUAGCACAGGACGAGAGUGGAGAUUCACCUACGUCUGCUGGAGAAAUGGCAUGACCGUCAUGUAUGUGUUAGAAGGACUAAACGGUUACCAGUGGCGGGCUGGCGAUAAAGUGGCAUUUCACCGAAUUGUUUCGGAAGGAAAGCUUCAAAUCAGAACAAUAAAGGCUGCUUCAUCUGAUCCACCAGCUCUAGCUAAGAAGUGGCAAAUUAACAGAGCAUUUGACAACAAGGAGACGGAAGGAACAAUUUAUUAAAUUGAUAUGCUUCGCUUUCCCGGAUUACACCAUUGAUCGUUCUCUGUUUUAUUUGACAUUUUGAAAUGUCAAUAUAAUUGGUGUGAUGCUGCAUAUGGAGUCUACUACCAAGGUGACCCCUAGGGUAAAUCUCUAGGGUAAGGCUCAUUGUAAUCUUUAGGAUAAGGGUAUGUAAAUCACCUUUCCCUUGAUUUAAGGGAGGAGACUGAUUUGGGUAAUGUCUUUGUGUAAGGUUUAGAUUAGGUAGGCAACAAGCCUUAUUCUUUCUUGUCGGCUGCUUGCUACAGCCAUCAUUCCCAUCUCUUUUCCCUCUCUUUUCUCAUAUAUACCCGAAUUCACUC